UGCUAAUCUCAGAGGGAUCACCCUCAAUAUAUCUGGAUUACCCGUGUCGUCCGGCUGCCUCCUUUCUGCGGCUGUCACCCUGCAGGGCUGCGAGUAGCCAAGGGCUGUUCCGGAAUCCCUUGCACCUUGCACCUGCCAUCUCAAGGGGCUGCCGUGUCCUUGCCAUGUUCUCUCGAGAGCCUCUAUGUCUGGAAACAAGGGAGACGAGUGUCUUCACCCCCUUUUGCUGGGUCCUCCCUUUCCAGGGAGAGUUUGGGGUGGGACAUCUGACUGUUCCCCCAGUCCUCUGCCUGGCCCUUGGAGGCACCCUCAACACUGUCCAGGAAGGAGAGUGACCCGAUCAUGGCCAAACUUAGCUUUCCAGCCCUCCUCCUGUUCAACUGAGACCCUGUAUCCUGGGAGAUCAUGGAGGCAUUUCUACAAGGUCUGAGGUGUUUUGCCCCCAGGUACCCCUCUAUGUGACUGAGAUAAAGGUCCUGGACAGAACUGGAGUUAAAACAUUCCAUGCUUUCUUGAAAAGAUGAAUCCCAGUGUCCCCUGUCCUGCUCCUGUCUCACUGUUCUGACUUGGACGUUCUAUGACCCAUGCCUCCCCAAAUGCAGGCUACAAAGCCCACACUGAAGAAAUAAAAUGCAGAAAGGGGGUGACGAAAUAGCAGAGAUCCUGGGAAAGCAGCCGAAGGAGGGCCCAACAAGGAGAAGAGCCAUGGGCUCAGGAGCAUCUGCCUGCAGGGAAGAUGCCCUUGGUUUCUGCCAUCCAGAGAACUAGCAGUUCCACUCCCCGCUGUCCCCCAGAAGAAACCUUACUUAUUGCUGAGAUGUCAGGCCAAUGAAGCAACCCCAGAACCCUUAUGUCCCCAACAGAAACAUGAAUAGAAGUUACCCCAUGGGGUAAAAAAUAUGGUGUCUCAUUGUCCCCAAGAGCCUUACUUGAACAUGGCAGACCAAGCGCUCCGCUUGGUGUGGAAGAGACAUUCACUGAGCCCAUAGGUGGUGAAGCAAAUGCUCCGUCAGUCCCCAGAGGAGGGUCAUGAUUCGGCCUUGGCAGCUCCUUCAGUCCUCCUUCCCUCUCACACCAGCACACCACACCUCAGAUAGCCAUUCACACUCCCCAGACACCGCCAGCACCUAACACACACUCAGAUGUGGGGCACAUGGCUACCUCUCUCUCUCUCUCUCUCUCUCUCUCUCUCUCUCUCUCUCUCUCACACACACACACACAGAGGUAAAUUGUUCUACCUAAUACACACAAAGAGCCCCCCACCUAAAUGCAUACCCCCACCCGAGGCUGGACAGAUCCAACCCCAAGCACCAUGAACACACCUUCCCACACACCCGCGGCUUUGGAACUCUCUCCUUGGACUCCGUCCAAGGGGCCGGGCAGCUCUGAGGUCAUCUGCUGCCAUGGCUCUCCAGCUUCCCAGCUCUUCUCUUGUCUCUGCCCCCCAAGCCGCCCCUGGCCGUCUCCUUUCUUCCUUCCUUGUGCUUGAAGAGUCUCCACUUGCUGGAAAGCCCCCAGGUUUCUCCCUUUCCAUCUUCGGGAAAAUGCCCCCUUUCUGGUCCUGGCCGUGGUGUUUUCCUGAGACUGUCUUGACCUGCCAGACCCAGCCUCAAAACAGGAAGCCCGGGGCCAGGCCCUCCCAUGUGGACCUCGGGCUCAGGCAGGCAGUGGGCGUGGGGGUAAGGCUUCCUGAGCGCUGCCCCUGCCCCCGUGGCCCUGCCCAGAGCCCGAGGGCCUUCAUUAGGCCUCAGCACUUAUCUUGGAACCACAGCUGCAGACAGAGUGUCCCAGCCCUUCUCUCGGCCUGCCCUGAGCGCACAGUGCGAUGGGGAACUGCCUGCCCCGGGUGGAAUCCUCACUCGCCGAGAACAGAAGUCAGUUGUUUUUUGAAAGCUAUGCUUGGAAUUAUUCCUACGGUGAGGAAUCCUAUGAGGACAUCUACAUCCCGGACGCUGUCGCCCCCUGCCACUCCUGUAACCUGCUCGAUGACUCCUCGCUGCCCUUCUUCAUCCUGGCCAGCAUCCUGGGCAUUGUGGCUAGUGGCGCUGUCCUCUUGGCACUUUGCAGAUCUCUCUUCCACUGGCAGCUCUGCCCCAGUUGGCCGAUCCUGGCCCAGCUGGCUGUGGGAAGCGCCCUCUUCAGCAUGGCGGUGCCCAUUCUGGCCCCAGGGCUAAACAGCGCCCACAACCCUACCCUGUGCCGCCUGGGCUACUGGGUCUGGUACAGCUCAGCCUUCGCCCAGGCUCUGCUGAUAGGGUACCACGCCUGCCUGGACCCUAACCUGGGGACAGGCCACACCUGGGGCCUCACUCUCGGCCUCUCUGUGGGGCUCUGGGGAGCGGCUGCCGUAUUAGGGCUGCCAAUCACCCUGGCCACGGACACGUCCUAUGGCCUGUGCACCCUGGCGUCCAGCAGGGGCCUGGGGACUUUGCAGUCCACACACGCUGCAGUCUGCUUUGGCAUCUUUGUCUUGCUGCCCCUGGGUUUGUUGGGAGCCAAGGGGCUGCAGAAGGUGUUGUACAGGGGGCCAUGUCCCUGGAUCAGUGUCCUGUGGGUCUGGUUCGUUUUCUGGUGGCCUCACGGGGUAGCUCUGGGAUUCGACACCCUGGUGAGGUCCAAGGUCUUGCUGCUGCCAACGUGUCUGGCUCAGCAGAUCCUGGACCUGGCCCUGCACCUGGCAGAAGCCCUGGCCAUACUGCACUGUGCCGUGUCUCCCCUGCUGGUGGCCCUGUUCUGCCACAAGGCCACCCACGCCUCCUUGCCCUCCCUGCCCCUUCCUGCAAGACGGUCUUCUCAUCUGGACACUUUUGAAGGCAAAUCCUCCCUCCCUUCCCACCUGUCAGCCUGAAUUAAAGUUUACACGGCUUUUA
Messenger RNA from Marmota monax (woodchuck), 2870 nucleotides. RefSeq names its product atypical chemokine receptor 1 (Duffy blood group) (gene Ackr1). The coding region runs from base 1826 to 2848 and encodes 340 amino acids. Lineage: Eukaryota; Metazoa; Chordata; Mammalia; Rodentia; Sciuridae. Gene Ontology annotation, cellular component: membrane. Gene Ontology annotation, molecular function: C-C chemokine binding. The transcript is spliced from 2 exons. The record is from RefSeq and is a predicted model, not a curated record. Gene Ontology annotation, biological process: inflammatory response; chemokine-mediated signaling pathway; regulation of chemokine production.